This is a messenger RNA of Thamnophis sirtalis, 982 nucleotides long. The record is from RefSeq and is a predicted model, not a curated record. NCBI's taxonomy places the organism in Eukaryota, Metazoa, Chordata, Lepidosauria, Squamata, Natricidae.
GGGUGGGUUCCUGGCUACUUGCUGCUGCUCUUGCAUAGAACACCCUUCGAUAGCUUCACGGCAGGCAGACGUUCAACAGGCAUAGUGAUUUUCAGCUCUGUGACUAGCAGUGAAAAUGCAACAGCUGGCCUGGAAACCAAGAAGCUUUCCUGUGAUCACAUGAAUGGAACAUGUACAGAUUUGAGAUUGAGUGGGCAUUUUUCCGAAUGUCCUGAGAAGUACAAGUACUUCUGUGUCAAGGGAAGAUGCCGCUAUGUUGAUGCAGUACAAACUCCAUCCUGCAUCUGUGAGAGAGGCUACACUGGGGAAAGAUGCGAGCGAUUGGACUUAUUUCAUCUAAGAGGAGAUCAAAAUCAAAUUGUGGUAGUUGCUUUGAUAGCUGUUAUGGUAAUGCUUAUCAUCCUGAUUGCAUGUAUCUGCACUUAUACUCAUUAUUGUCGGAAAAAGCGUAGAAAGAGGAAACAGGAGGAAUCCGGGACUUGUGAUAAUGAGCAGCCAAUGAAAACUGAUGAUAUACUUGAGACAGAUAUUGAAUGAAGGUUAACAAAAGUGCUUGCUGGCAGAUUCCAAAGACUUGUGCCCUUUUCAUUUUGAUGACUUUCCUGAGGACUAGUGAUAUGAAAAUAAAUAAGGAAAAAUAAAUAUGGGUAUAUAACUUCAGUCACAUGUGAUAUCUGACAAAAUCUAGUAUUAUUAUAGGAAUAAUAGUGAUAAUAUUGGGAACACAGGAAUUUUCUUAUAUGAAUGAUGUUAGAAGCAUAGUGUUUGACAUUUAACUCUCUUCAAUUUGUCAACCUGAAAAGGUACUUGGUGUUUUAUCUGCAGUCAAAAUAGAUAAAAUGUCUGGUAGUAUUGCAUAUUCUAGAGCAGUGGUUCCCAAACCUUUUCAGUCCAUUGCCCCCUUGGUGAUCCUCAGUGCCCCACACCCAGUGGUGGAAUUAUUUCUUUUUACUACUGGUUCUGUGGGCGUGGCUUGGUUGGC